AUAAGUUAUCGUGUGGUGUCUCUAAUAAAUACAGCGAGAAGGUGGUUGCGAUCGAGUGGGUAGGAUGCAACCCCACAUUGAUAAUUCAAUGGGCCUAUUUAGACAAUAAAACAAGCAGAUUCCAAUUGGCAUUUCAAGUGUUGUGAACAGAAGCAGACGUGUAAGAAAGCCUUCGGGACCGCUGACUACAAUAGACACUCACUCUCUUUCUAUUUUUGAUUUUUCUUUCAUUUAAAAGGGUUUAUUACAGAUAGGUGACUCGCUUGAUUAUUCGUUCAUAUAAAGAUUUGGGUGGGUUUGAUUCGAAUCAUGAAGUCUUUGAUUCUUGGGUCUUUUUCUUCGUACAAGGUUUCUACUUAUUCUCUGCCGUCACCAGUUUCAUCUUCUUCACUUGUAUCAUCAGGUUGUUAUAAUGUAUCAUCACUAGGAGCAUCAAAGAAUAAAGGAAUCGUCCAAUCUCAAUCAAGUUUUUUGAGAUGCAAUACGGACAGAACUAAUAAAAGUUUUCUACUUUCUCACAAAUUCAACACACAACGCGUUGCAAGUGCGAUUUCUGAACAACCUGUUGAUCCUGAUCCCACAAGUCCUCAACAAUCAUUACCAAAUGCUAUAAAUGCUUUCUAUAGGUUUUCAAGACCUCACACAGUUAUAGGAACUGCAUUGAGCAUAGUUUCAGUUUCACUCCUUGCAGUUCAAAAGCUUUCAGACUUUUCUCCAUCAUUCUUCAUUGGUGUUUUGGAGGCAAUUGUUGCUGCCUUCUUUAUGAAUAUAUAUAUUGUUGGAUUGAACCAGUUAUCUGAUAUAGAAAUAGACAAGGUUAACAAGCCCUAUCUUCCGUUGGCAUCUGGAGAAUAUUCCGUUAAAACUGGGAUUAUUAUUGUAUCCUCAUUUGCAUUCAUGAGUUUCUGGCUUGGAUGGAUUGUUGGUUCAUGGCCUUUAUUUUGGGCACUCUUCAUAAGUUUUCUUCUUGGGACGGCGUAUUCAAUCAAUAUGCCGAUGCUGAGAUGGAAGCGAUUUGCUCUCGUGGCAGCAAUGUGCAUUCUAGCUGUAAGAGCUGUAAUAGUUCAAAUCGCAUUUUACCUACACAUUCAGACUUUUGUGUACGGAAGACUCGCUGUGUUCCCAAAACCCGUGAUAUUUGCAACCGGAUUUAUGAGUUUCUUCUCUGUUGUUAUAGCAUUGUUUAAGGACAUACCUGACAUUGUUGGAGACAAGAUCUUCGGCAUUCAAUCAUUUACCGUCCGCUUGGGUCAAAAGCGGGUGUUUUGGAUCUGUAUUUUAUUACUUGAAGUGGCUUAUGCUGUUGCUAUUCUAGUUGGGGCAUCAUCUCCCUUCCUUUGGAGCAGAUACAUAACGGUAUUGGGUCACGCGAUUCUUGGUCUAAUACUUUGGGGUCGCGCGAAAUCAAUCGAUUUGGAGAACAAAUCAGCUAUAACCUCAUUUUACAUGUUCAUAUGGCAGUUGUUCUACGCCGAGUACUUGCUCAUACCGCUUGUGAGGUGAUUUAAAAAAAAAGAUUGAUGUCGGCAGGCGGUACUUGUUUGUGCUCAUUUGUUCUAAUUUUGGCAUCAACUAUUGGAAGAGUUAGGUUAGAGAUUCAGGCUAGAUAGUUGAGACUUACAACAGUUGACGUUAUUUUAUAUCGCGUAGAUUUGAUGUUACAAAAGAUGUUAUUCGCCUUAUGUAUUUGUAUUCUGUUUUAUAUCUACUAUUAAAGUUGAAAUUUCAAGUUCU
Helianthus annuus (common sunflower) is the source of this 1734-nucleotide messenger RNA. RefSeq names its product homogentisate phytyltransferase 1, chloroplastic. Gene Ontology annotation, cellular component: membrane. Lineage: Eukaryota; Viridiplantae; Streptophyta; Magnoliopsida; Asterales; Asteraceae. The transcript is spliced from 12 exons. Gene Ontology annotation, molecular function: prenyltransferase activity. Bases 310 to 1503 code for a protein of 397 amino acids. The record is from RefSeq and is a predicted model, not a curated record.